Messenger RNA from Olea europaea var. sylvestris, 3481 nucleotides. RefSeq lists its product as uncharacterized. Bases 1434 to 3266 code for a protein of 610 amino acids. The record is from RefSeq and is a predicted model, not a curated record. The transcript is spliced from 5 exons. Lineage: Eukaryota; Viridiplantae; Streptophyta; Magnoliopsida; Lamiales; Oleaceae.
AACUACUAUUUUUAUUUUCACUUUUUGAUUUUAUUUUUUUCUUGUGGGAACUGUUUAGCUAGUAAUCAUCCUUUAAUAGUACAUAUAUUUAUUUAAUUUUUGAUAUCUUAUUUUGUAGAACUGUUAAUAGACUGAAACUUGAUUUCAUAUAAAAAUUAUAUCUUUCUUCAACUACAUCACUUCUGCUAUUGUUUAGAGAAUGAUUUUGAUAAGUGGGUCGUGUUUUAUAUUUCAUUCAUUAAGACAUAAGCAGCACUAUUCUCCAAAUUGUACUAAUAUUUAUAUGAUUACAGGAAUAUAUUUGUUUUCUGGGGUCUACCAAGCUCUGUGCAAGUAUUUGUUUGUAGAUUUCUUUCUUUCUUUCUUUUUUUUUUGGGUGUUUAGGUUGUGGUUUGGGGUAAUGCCACAUAUUCGAGUUUCACAUUCUUUUGCAAGAUCACUUCUUUUCAUCUUUAAUUGAAAAGAUAAAUGUGGUACCUACCUGACUGUGGCAUAUUAGUAGUAAAGGUAUUCACACGGUUUAAUGUGAUAUAUUAUAUGCAUCAGUUCCAUCUUAAUUAUCUUUUUAUAAAUUCUUUACUUAUAUCAUUUAAGCUGACAUUACUUUUUUUUCUUGUUAAGAGCGCAUCAGAGUUUCUGAUUUGAAAUGAUAUUGAUUCCUGUAGCAAUACUUUGGAGCUUAUUGUUUGAUUUGCUGAGUAGGGUUUUCAUGAUUGAGUUUUCUGCUGGUUGAAAUUGUUACGCUAGGUCAAGGCCAAUGCUAAAGCAGAAUACAGUUGGAUACCAUAAGACAAUGGUGCUUAUGCUACUGUUUUGUGUUUCACCCUCUGUUUAAGAUAGCGCAUGGAGCUAUUUUCAUUUUUUUUUCUCAUUUUUCUGUUGCAAGUGAUAUAGCUUACUUAACUCUUUCACUAAUUUUGGGUUUGGUGAGAUACUCAACAUGUGCACACUUCACUUUAAUGCUCAAUGGUCGUACGACUCCUUUUGCAUUUUGAAGUUUAUUUAAAUAGUAUAUUGCUAUUGUAAUACUAAUUGUAAGUUUGAGUCCCUUUUUUGGCUAAAAAUGCAUUUUGGAAUUGUAGAUUGAUGGAGAAUGUGUGGUUGAAAAAUAAGUAAAAGUUAUGGACUUGUGUGUAAUAGUAUUUUAUUGGAGAAUGUGUGGUGGAAAAGAAGAGAGAGAUAAAAAUACAUUUUGGAUAUAAUGGGGGAUCAAACAUGUAUCAAGUAUUCUCUAUCUGAACUUUUAGAGACAUUCACUGCAAAAAUAUGUGCUGCUUUGCUAAUGUAGAAAACAUGUGAGCUGCUUGUUAGUAUUUACAAGAAUAUGCUAAUAGUUCUGCUCAUAUUUUACUUCUGCACCAAAUAUCACAGGUGAUUAUGUCAGAAAGAAAACUAACUGGAUAUGGUGUUUUUGAGGAAACCUUUGGGGUUUCAUGUCAUGCAGGAAGUUGAUAGUUGAUAUUAAGUAUCUCUACAGCAACUACUUGAUGGAUCAAGCAAAAUUGAAUUCGAGAACUCAUUGCUUGGGCUCAACACAAUCUGAGGAAUCAGCUAUGGACCUUGAAAAAUACUUUUGCAGUCACUCUUGUCUGCCUUCAAUUAGUCCACCAUCACUUCAACCCCAUGCUUCUGCUGGACAACAUGGUGAGAACAGUGCUGCAUACUUUUCAUGGCCUUGUCGAAUAAAAGAUAAUGCUGAAGAGAGGGCAAAUUACUUUGCUAACCUACAGAAAGGGGUUUUACUUGAGUCACUUGAUGGCCAAUUUCCAGAAGGUCUGCGUGCCAAUACAUUGCUUGAGCUCAUGACUAUUAGAGCAUUUCACAGCAAGAUCUUGCGUUGUUACAGUCUUGGCACAGCAAUUGGUUUCCGAAUUCGACGUGGCGUUUUGACGAAUACACCAGCAAUACUGGUGUUUGUAUCACGGAAAGUCCACAGGCAGUGGCUUAGUCCAAUGCAAUGCCUACCAACUGCUUUGGAGGGACCAGGAGGGGUGUGGUGUGAUGUGGAUGUAGUGGAAUUUUCAUAUUUUGGUGCUCCAGAGCCAGCGCCCAAGGAACAAUUAUACACUGAGAUUGUUGAUGACCUCCGUGGGAGUGAUCUAUUUAUUGGUUCAGGUUCUCAGGUUGCAAACCAAGAAAAUUACGGGACCUUGGGUGCUAUCGUGAGGAGCCAAACGGGCAAUAGACAAGUUGGUUUCCUGACAAAUCGACAUGUUGCUGUUGAUUUAGAUUAUCCGAAUCAAAAGAUGUUUCAUCCUUUACCGCCAACACUUGGUCCUGGUGUUUAUCUUGGUGCAGUUGAAAGAGCAACUUCAUUCAUCAGAGAUGACCUCUGGUAUGGAAUAUUUGCUGGCAUAAAUCCAGAGACCUUUGUGAGAGCAGAUGGUGCCUUUAUCCCUUUCACUGAUGAUUUUGACAUGACUGCUGUAACUACAUCCGCCAAAGGGAUAGGAGAGAUUGGAAAUGUUAAAAUUAUUGACUUGCAAUCUCCAAUUGACAAUCUCAUUGGAAAGCAAGUAAUGAAAGUUGGAAGAAGUUCUGGUUUGACCACAGGAACUGUAUUGGCAUAUGCUCUCGAGUACAAUGAUGAAAAAGGGGUAUGCUUCUUGACUGAUUUUCUUGUUGUCGGCAAGAACAAACAAACUUUUGACCUUGAAGGAGAUAGUGGAAGUCUUAUCGUUUUGACGGGUGAAAAUGGAGAAAAGCCACGUCCAGUUGGGAUAAUCUGGGGUGGGACUGCAAAUAGGGGCCGGCUUAAAUUAAAAGUUGGCCAGCCUCCAGAGAACUGGACCAGUGGAGUUGAUCUUGGGCGGCUACUCAAUUUCCUUGAACUCGAUCUGAUCACCACAAAUGAAGCUCUGAAAGUUCAAGAACAGAGAACUGCUUCCAUGACGGUAGUUGGCUCUAACACUGGGGACUCCUCACCUCCAGACGUAAUGCUUCCAAAGGAUGUAUCCGAGCCAUUGGGUCUUCAUAUACAACAUAUCCCCUUGGAAGAUGGUGCAGGUGGUCCGGAUAUAAACUCAUCGCCAGUGGAAACAACAUUUGAUUUGGAAGAAGGGGUAAACCCAGGUCCAAAUGUUGAACAUCAGUUCAUACCAAGCUUUAAUGGGGAAUCCAUAAUUCAUCGAGAUGAUCAACAAGAAAGACUGAUGUCUGGCAAUCUCUCUAUAUUGAGGAAUGCUUCUGAUGAAGACAUUCAAUUUUGCUUGCAACUGGGCAAAAACGAGCCCAAGAGAAGACGAUCAGAGCCUAUAAUACCGUGAGUGGAAGAACCGUGACAAUUUUUCUCGUUUUCUACCUUUUUUUCUUUAAAGGAACCUUGAGUGAAAACUGUAACUUGAGAUAAGAUUCGCAGGAGUCUAAUACAGUUUGUCUAUGGUAUAGCGGUGCUACAUGUUGUCUUUCUUGCCUCUCAAGCUGAGGCAGAGCGCAAAAUGCUGAAAUGUGCAUUAUUUCUAAUAUGCUAUAUUGCUAUUCA